AUGCGUCAGCGAUGCACCAGAAUCUUGAGCAUUCGGGAGGAUCAUUGUGCAGUGUCCACGGCCUCGAAGGCUUUCUUGGACAAGGACGACGCAAGCAAUCUCUAGAUCUCCUUGCGAAGUCUAGAGAUCAAUGAAAUGGGUCGUCGAAUCGUCUCCGGCGGCUGUCACCUGGCGGAGUAGAAAAAUGGCGACUUUGCGGCUCUCCGGCGAUUGUCACAUGCCGGAGAGGAGCUAGAUGGAGAUGGGGCGCGUGUCAAGGAGCUUCAUCCUCAAGUCUGCGCAGCAAGAGGAGGCUCUUCAUCGCAUCCGGUACGCUCUCAAGAGGUGGCGACUCAUCUGCCGGCGGAUCGUCCUCUUUUCGACGACGGCUUGUUCGUCGAUCAACUAGAGAUGCUUUACUCGAUGGAUUCACGAUCCUUUUAUCGUGAAUUGUUCAGCAAUUUUAGUAACAACGCUCCACGAAUCGCAUUGACGAGAUUUUUGCCAAUUUGAUCCAGCGAUUCUAGUUACUUAAUCCUUCACUAGGGAUCUGCAGGAAAGUCGCGAUAAUCAGAUAAAAAAUAUGAGUUUUGGCUCUAGGAAGAUUCGAACCCGCGCCAGUUGCCCUACCCUUUCUAGGGAGGGUGUGACAUGGGUUUAGUCCCACAUCAAUUGUGCGCCGAAGUUUCUGGCGAAUAUAUAAUAAUAUUACAUUUUUGAUCAAGUCCUUUUCUCACACGUGUACGACCACUCCUUGCCCCACAACUGGCUGGCCACCGGUGACGUGGAAGGGGAGUGGCGCAUAG
Molecule: messenger RNA, 785 nt
Organism: Spirodela intermedia
Lineage: Eukaryota; Viridiplantae; Streptophyta; Magnoliopsida; Alismatales; Araceae
Source: the annotation of a GenBank genome assembly